Messenger RNA from Cyprinus carpio (common carp), 4347 nucleotides. RefSeq names its product arrestin domain containing 1b (gene arrdc1b). Gene Ontology annotation, biological process: protein transport. NCBI's taxonomy places the organism in Eukaryota, Metazoa, Chordata, Actinopteri, Cypriniformes, Cyprinidae. The record is from RefSeq and is a predicted model, not a curated record. Gene Ontology annotation, cellular component: cytoplasm. Gene Ontology annotation, molecular function: ubiquitin-like ligase-substrate adaptor activity; ubiquitin protein ligase binding.
GGAUGUGGAUGGGCGGAGAGAUGAGAGCCGCAGGUGGGACGUAAAACUGGCCGCUUUCAGCUGUUAGUUUUACCGUCGAUCUCAUUUUCCUUGAGUGCUUGAGUGGUGCUUCUGAACGACAUGGGGAAGCUUCAGGAAUUCGAGAUUACUUUCACUAAUAACAAAGUGGUCUACAACCCCGGGGAGUCCAUAUCAGGAACUGUGAGAAUUAAAACAAGCCACUCCUUACAGUUUAAAGCCAUUAAAGUCAACUGUGUGGGGUCGUGUGGCAUCUCGUCCAAGCUGAAUGAUGCAUCAUGGAUGCUUGAGGAGAAGUACUUGAGCAGCACACUGUCUGUGGGCGAUAAAGGUACUCUGUCAGCUGGAGAGCACAGCUUUGCGUUUCAGUUUGUCAUUCCAGCAUCUGUUCCAACCUCGUUUGAAGGCCCGUUUGGGAAGGUUUUGUACAAAAUUAGGGCUUUUAUUGACACGCCACGUUUCUCAAAGGACUACAAGACCCAGCGACCCUUUUACCUUCUCAAUGUGCUCAACCUCAAUGAGUUGCCAGAUAUAGAGCAACCCAGCUGUGCUUUGACAACAAAAAAGUUUAACUACCUCCUGGUAAAAACAGGCACGCUCAUGCUGAAGGCAUGCAGUGAUCUAAGAGGAUACACUCCUGGACAGGUUAUCAAACUAUCCACUGAGAUCCAUAACAAGUCUGGUAAAGACACCGGCUAUGUGAUGGCUAGCGUUAUUCAGAGAGUGUCGUAUAAAACAAAGCGGCCAAUGUUUGAUUUGCGGCCCAUAGCAGAGGUCGAGGGUGCUGGGGUGAAGGCUGGCAAACAUGCAGAGUGGAAAGAACAGAUCAUCGUCCCUCCUCUUCCUCAGUCAGGCCUCACUGGCUGCAGCCUCAUAGAUAUUGAGUAUUUUAUUCAGGUUUCACUAAAAUCUCCUGAGGCUGUGGUCACGUUACCCAUCUACAUUGGGAACAUUGCUGUAAACUUGACUCCCUCCAUUCCUCACCCCAUCGCUCAAGGCGCACCAAUGCCUGCCAUGCCAAGCCUCAGCCCUGCACCCGUAGUCCCCAGCGCACCUCCUGUGGAGGGCGACCUGGAGGGUGCGCUGGCUGCUGGAGGAGUAGACAGCGAGGAGAUCCCCACUAAGAGUCAUUCUCAGCAGGACCCGUCUGGUGUGCCUCUCUCCAUGUCUCCCAGUGCAUUCGGUCAAGCGUCUGGUCCAGUCGCGCCGCAGCCCGCCCAGUCCUCCAGCAGCUCUGCUCCUCUGUUCUGUUUGUCCACAGGGGCCACCAUACCUUUCUUUACAGAUGGCAAUACAACACCAGUGCCCACUUCCUGUCCCCUCAUCCUGCCCCCUGAAUACAGCACCUGGGAAUACCCACAUGAGCCACCUCCCACUUAUGAGGAAAGCUGCAGUAGCAACAACUCCAGCUUCAACAGUAGCAUGAGGUAGACCCUUAAAGGGCUUGAUUCUUCAUCAUGCCAUUCAUCUGGUGCCUCCUGCUGGACGGCACAGACAUUGCUGCCACGCCAUAAACAACUUCUCCAUGAACCAAAUCUGUUUAAAAAAAAACAUAAAGGAUUCAUUUCCUUAAUUUUUAGUUAAUCCCCUCAGAUUACCAUUUCAACAUUGGAGAAAACAACCCUGAAACUAUCCAGGGAGAAUGUUUCAGUGCCUAAGAAAAUGUAGCACUCUUUACCAACCCCGAGAUGAGACAAACACAGAGUUCUUGUGAAACGAAUACCAGCAUCUGUUACAUUUUGAAGUGAAAGUUACACUGAGGAUACUUUUUCAUUCAACCAAGGCUGGCCUUAUAUAAUGCUCUUCACAAAACAUGCUCCAUAAAAUCUGAAUUGACGCAGAAAAAUAUAUCCGUCUGAUUGGAAGUCUUGUUGAGGAAAUAAACACUCCUUCCGUUGUGAUGAUCAUUAUGAAUCAUAAUUCACUCCAUGCUUAUGCCAGCAGGAAUGGCUCUUGACGAAGACGCUGGGCCACAGAGAAAGUUACUCUGGAAAGAACAAGUUUUAUUUAUUGAUGAUGAUUGAUGUUGGAAGUUUAAAUUUGACUUUUUAAAAUCCACCUCAUCACCAAAUGGACACUAUGUGGAUAUGUAGUCAACCAUCUUUGGGCACAUACGUCAUCACAUGGCCAAAUGGUAGCCGGUGCUCCUUUGAAUGCUUAAGGGAACAUAUUACAUAUCAUUUUUAAUAGGAAAUUACAUUCAUUUUGUUUCACAGGCUGUCAAGAGAUUUAAGGAUUACACUUUUGACUCCUGACUCUGUAUUUUUGUUUCCUUAUUUUACACAAAACAAAGCAAAAUAAUCAGAUUUUUCUUUUCUGGGGUUCAUCAUUUCACCCUAGAGUUAUUAUUUCAAAGUAUUUCAAAGAACUGUCAUUCAGACUGUGAUUUCUUUCUCUCUUUUUUUUCUUUUUUUUUCUUUUAGUUUUCCAGACUGUGCAUAAUAUCAGUGCUGGUAAUAUGUUAGAUGUCAGAAAUUUCUGAUGUGCAUCUGAUUUAAACUGUACAUGUCUUUGUAUGUGACUUGUUUGGUUUUAUGCAUUGAUAUUUCUCAUACUAGCCCCCAGCGAUUGGAGAUUUCUAAUGGAUUUCCGGUGAGGCCUUAGGCUGUACUUGGAUUGUUGUGUACAGUCCUUUAAUAUGGCAAAACAUUUUCCAAAACACUUAUUCAGACCCUUAAACUGUUGAAGAAAUUGAAAAAUUGAAGCACAAAAGGCACUUUUAUAUGUUUGUGUGUAUGUAUGUGUCUGUGAUUGAGAAUGUUUUCUCAGUUUCUUCUCCAAAAUCAAAAUAAUCAAUCUCCAUUUUAGUUCAGUGUUGUACUAAGUUUAGUAUUUGAUUCAGUAAGCAAAGGAAGUCAUAUUCAGAACAGACCACCUAUAUUAUGCUAUGUAUGAUUUUGUAUGAAGCAAAUUAGAAGACAUGUUUUCAGUACUAAAGUAUGUGAUGUUCUCUAUCUUUUCACUGUCUCUGGGUGUUUGUUUAAAAUUUAUAUAGCAGUAUGAACCAUUUACAGUGCUGACAGAAAAAUAAAUUAGGGUUAUUCAACAAAAAGGGUGUAAAAAAUUACUUCAACAGUGAAUAGCUGAUGUGCAUAUUUCUUAAAAAAUAAAAUAAGUAAAUAAAUCCAGUAGUUUUAUUUUAGUGUAUUUUCAUCAUGACGAUUGAUUUUCUAGCCUGUGUACAUUUUGAUGAAAACAAAAAAAAUAUAUAGACAUAAAAGCUAGCAAUUAUUCUCUGUCUAUAUAUUUUUGAUUUCACAAGACAUAAAAAAGAUUUAUUGUGCCCAGGUUAUGUGUUCCCACUGUUUGCAUCAUAUUUCCCUCUUUGAAAGAACUGAACUAUUCCAUAACUCAGAAAAACUUUGUCGUAUCAACAUUAUAAUCCUUUUAGAAUACAAACACUUUCACUUUAUUUUAUAUUUUGUUACAAUUGAUUGUGGAAAUUAUAUUUUUUAAAAAUUAUUAUUUGUAGAAUGAAAUGGAUCAAUGCAAUUUAUUACCAGUUAAACAUUAUAUAGCAGACAUUAUACAAAAAUGUACUUUUGAAUCAUCUUAUUAGACUGCAGAAGGUACUGAUUUUAUAGAAUGGCCCAUUCAUAUUCAUUUCAAAGGAUUUGGACUUUGCUGAUUGUAUCCCAGCAGGCCACUGUGACUUCUUACAGUGCAGCUAUAAGCUUAAAUUGAGAUUGUGUUUCUUCACUGUGAGCAGCACUCUGUUGAACUCUCAGCCAUUGCACAAAUGUUAAGAACAUUUAAAUGAAAAAAGAACAUUCACAUACAAAUUCACAUUUGUAUUGUUCUUCAUCAAAAUCCAGUAAAGAAACCCCUGACUUGAAUGCCUGUUCUGUAUUUAAAACCACAUUUUGCCUUAAUGUGAAUCUGAUGCAUCCCUGGUCCCAUCAUAAUUGUAAAGAUAACAAAUACUUUGAGAUAACAUUGCAUUGCUAUUACUGUUCUACAAUUGCCUCUCGAGCAUCUUUGGCUUUCUGUUGGCAGCAGAAAAAGCCAAAAGGGAUAGUACAUGGUUUUUUUUAGCACUGAUGGUAAAGAAAAUUAUAAAUGUGCAAGUCCUCCAUUCUGGAAAUGCUGACAUUGCAGUAUGGACAAACACUUAUUUGUUGUUUAUCUACAUGUGUUAUAUAUGUUCUGUCUUUUUCUUUUCACCAAAGUUUCAACAGCUUUAUCGAGUUACAUUUCAUCAUUGUGUGGUACUUUUCUUUCCCUGGAUUUACCAGCAGGUUUUGAAAUAGCACAAUUGUGGAUCAGUGUUCUAUGUAAAGAUGUGACAGAAUGAACUUGUACAGCAAAUAAAAUCACUUAAAUUCUCAA